Molecule: messenger RNA, 153 nt
Organism: Gaeumannomyces tritici R3-111a-1
Lineage: Eukaryota; Fungi; Ascomycota; Sordariomycetes; Magnaporthales; Magnaporthaceae
Exons: 1
Coding region: 1-153 (50 amino acids)
Source: RefSeq, a predicted model, not a curated record
AUGGCAGCAUACAUCCACGUUGCUGUCGGCAACUCCGGAGAUGAUGAAUCACGCGUCCUGUCUGCCAGCCGCAGCUUCAUGGGCCUCAAUAUCAGCGCCGCCCAGGAGGACAUUGCAGGGUGUAGAGAACCCGAACGCCUAGGUACACACUAA